AUGCUGGUUUACCACGCGAAGGAGGACACAAUCCAGGUCCUCGACUACAUGGGAACCAGCCCCUAUCAGGCGUCGCUUGACGCAUAUUCGGUGCCGGGGUCGAAUGAGGUUGGGAUCCGGGCGGGUAUGAUUCCUGCCGCGUGCGGGGGGUGGUUGGCGCUCCUCGAUCGGUACGGCAGCAUGGACCGUGCGGAUAUCUUCGCGCCGGCGAUUGAACAUGCGGACAACGGCUACGCUGUCACGGCGAAGAAUGCUGAGUUUAUGGCGGGUGCGGCUACGCGGUUCUCGUCAACGGGUGCGAAGAUUAUCAUGUCUCGCGGACGGACACCGCAGCCGGGCGAGGUGUUGGUGCAGAAAGAGCUUGCCCAGACCUUCCGAAAGGUGGUUGAAGGUGGUGCAGAGGUCUUUUAUCGCGGUGAGAUUGCGAAGCAUAUCGCUCAGUUCUUCCAAGAGAAUGACGGGUUGAUCACGGAAAAGGAUCUUGCGGAUUUUCAGGCUACGCCGCCGAGCAACGGAAGCGGAUUGGAUACCGUGCGGGAGUCGGUGGCGGUGAGCGUUACACGAAGGAUAAGCUGCCGAACGAGAUUCUGCCGGGGAAUCGCUGCCGAAUGGAUGAACGAGUGCACGACCCAUUUCGAUGUGGUUGACGGCGAGGGGAACGCGGUUGCUGUGACGCAGAGUCUCGGAUCCGGUUUCGGCUCUGGUGUCGCGCUCGGUGAGACUGGGAUGUUCCUGAAUAACUUUAUGAAUUGGUUUGAUCUCUUACCGGAGAGUCCAAACGCCAUCUGGAUCGCACAAACAGAUCGAGAUGUGUAUGUCGCCGUGCCAAGUCUGGAAGGACGGGAAGCUGUUCGCGGCGAUUGGUACGCCGGUAGUCACGGCGAUCUUACAGACGACGGCGCAGAUGGUGUUGAACCUGAUCGAGCAUGGCAUGAAUAUCCAAGCGGCGAUCGAGGCACGCGUGUACGGGUUGAAAGUGCGGGCGCUGCUGUGAGUAUGGAGGGACGCAUCCCCGCCGAUGUCAUAGCUCAACUUGAGGCGCGUGGGCAUGAGCCUAACGUGAUGCCUGACUGGACGGCUGGCGUCGGUGGCGGUCAGGGUAUCGCGGUUGAUCAAGCGGAAGGUUCGCUCAUGGGUGGUGCGGAUCCGCGGCGCGAUGGGUAUUCGAUUGGGAUCUGA
Molecule: messenger RNA, 1179 nt
Organism: Geodia barretti
Lineage: Eukaryota; Metazoa; Porifera; Demospongiae; Tetractinellida; Geodiidae
Source: the annotation of a GenBank genome assembly